CCCUACUAUUUAUUUAAUUUACAUGUGGGCCUUUUGGUGCCGGUGACAGACAAUAAUACAAUACUAGAUACCAGAAUGACUGCGAGUAGUAUUCACAUCAAUAUUUAUUACUAUCAGCCAUACUACGGCCGACUGCACGAAACCAGGGAAUUCGGAGGGUGGUGUCCUCACAAUAAAUCUGAUAGAUCAGAAUAUCUUCAAGUUGAUAUGGGCGAAGUGCGUUCAGUUUUCUCUUGUUUUUAUUUUUUUGUUUUGUUUUGUGUUGUGCUUUCGCAAAUCAUAAUGAUGACAUAAUAUAUGCACGCUGCAAACAAUAGCUUAAAUAUUACCAACAUUAGUUUUCCGGAAAAAGACUCAGUAACUGAUUCUUGAAGCUGGAUGAAGGAAAAAAUCGUUUCACCUGGUCAGUCUACUUCUGGCUAUUGGGGGAUGAGUAAUAAACAGUCCAUAAAAAGAAUAAACUAAGGUUAAAGAAGUGACGGAAAAAUGAACUCCGUUUGGAAAGGCCGGGCCGCAAUGCAAUAGAAAAUAAGGUUAAGUGAAAGACGUGAGCUAUUAAGUCCUGUUCAAAUGUCCCACGCACCUCCCCUCCUCCUCCUCCCGCACCUCCUUUCUUAACUGUAUAAAAAAUUGGUACACCAUACAAAGUUGUUCAAUUUGUUUGUUUCGUUUUUUUCGGUUUGCUUUUUUCCAGGUGUUCACAGGAAACUCAGAUCAGACUAGCAUCGUGAAGUAUUCACUUACAAAUCACUUUAAAGCCACAUGCGUUUGGUUUUAUCCCGUAACAUACAUUCAUUGGUCAUGUUUGAGGGUUGAAAUAUUUGAGCUGAAGUAA
Molecule: messenger RNA, 835 nt
Organism: Pocillopora meandrina
Lineage: Eukaryota; Metazoa; Cnidaria; Anthozoa; Scleractinia; Pocilloporidae
Source: the annotation of a GenBank genome assembly